This is a messenger RNA of Caenorhabditis angaria, 2070 nucleotides long. The record is from the annotation of a GenBank genome assembly. NCBI's taxonomy places the organism in Eukaryota, Metazoa, Nematoda, Chromadorea, Rhabditida, Rhabditidae.
AUGGACCUAAUCCCCAUCAAAACGCCACCGAUUUCGCAUAUUUCAAAAGUUGAGGAAGAAGGAUAUUGCAAAUCAAGUUAUCCGGAAUCCGAGCGAGAAAUUCGCGAAACAUCGUGAGUUUUUAAAAAUAUUUUUUGGAUAAUGAAUCAAUAUUUUGAUUUUUUAGGUAUGAAUCAAUCUAUACUGUUGAACAUUCCAUGGCUGGAAAUCGGCAAGAUUUCGCCCCGUUUGUUGAUUCGUCAAAGUUCACCAAAAUUGAAACACACCGUGCUGGUUCCAAUCUGGGAUGCAAAAAUCCGAUGUCGAACCAGAAAAAUUGAAUGUGAGUUUUAUUAUUUCAUUUUUUUUUUGAAAAAAUCAAACCAAGUUUUCAGGAAGUUCAUCUGUAGUUCAAUUUGUGUGCUCUCAUUUUUGGUCAUCCCCUUUUGCAGUUUCCAAAAUUGAGGAUGGAAGAUGAAAUCAAUUGAGUUAUCCGAAGUCUGAGUGAGGAAUUUGCGAAAAAUCGUCAGUUUUUUAAAAGGAUUUUUGGAAAAUGAAAUAAUUUAUCUUUUUUCAGAUAUGAAUGAAUUCUCCGUGCUCUCGAUCAGUUCAUGGCUGGACAUUGGCAAGACAUUUGUUGAUUCAUUUGUUCAAAACCGCUGAAACUUCGCAAAGUCGCCGAAAUUGAGAAGCCAUUCUGGUUCCAAAUCUGGGAUGAAAAUCCGAUGUCGAACCAGAACAAUUGAAUGUAAGUUUAUUUAUUCAUUGUUUCUUAGAAUAAAAUCAAAACAAGUUUUCAGGAAGUUAACCAGUAAUUCAAUUUGUGUGCUUCAAUUUUUGGCCAUAUCGCUAUAAAUGUGUUAAGCUCUCGAAUGGCUAGAGAAUGACAAGAUUCAUUUCCGUUUGUUCAAUUAUUGGUUCAACACCACCGAAACUUUGCCAAUUCACCGAAAUUGAAACACCGUGCUGGAUGGAAAAUGAUUUUUUUUUGUAGUUGGAAAUCCGAUGUCCAACCGGAAAAAUUGAAUGUGAGUUUAUUUUUUCAUUUUUUUUUGUUUGAAAAAAAAAAUCAAACUAAGUUUUCAGGAAAUUGUGAAACACUUCCUGUACCUUCAACAUAUGAUUUUCCGAUUCCAAAACGGCCGCAAAUUUGCCAAGUUUACCGAAAUUGAAACACCAUUCUGGUUCCAAUCUGGGAUGAAAGUCCGAUGUCGAACCAGAACAAUUGAAUGUAAGUUUAUUAUUUUCAUUGGUUCUUAAAAUCAAAUCAAAUUUGCAGGAAUUAACCAGUAGUUCAAUUGUGUGCUUCAAUUUUUGGUCAUCUCGCAAUUUUCAAAAUGGAGGACAGAAGAUGAAAUCAACAAAGUAAUCCGAAGUCCGAAUGAGGAAUUUGCGAAAAAGUGUGAGUUUUUAAAAAGAUUUUCGGAAAAUGAAUAUAAUUUAUUGAUUUUUCAGGUGUGAAUAAAUUCGCUAUGCUCUCGAAUGGCUGGAGAAUGGCAAGAUUUCGCCCCUAUAGUUUCAUUUAUUCAAAACCGCCGCAAUUGUUUGGUUCAACACCGCCGCCAAGUUCACCAAAAUUGAAACACCGUGCUGGUUCAACUCAAGGAUGGAAAUUGAAGUUUUUGUAGUUGGAAAUCCGAUGCCGAACCAGAAAAAUUGAAUGUGAGUUUAUCUUUUCAUUUUUUUUUUGAAAAAAAUUAAAUCAAGUUUUCAGGAAUUCAUCAAUAAUUCAAUUUUCGCGGCUUCAAUUCUGAUUGAACGAAUCAAUGAGAAGGUUCUUAAACUUUGGGAUUUUCUACAAAUCACGAUUCAGCACAAGAUAAUUAUAUUCGUCGAAGUUGGGAAGAACCUGAUGUUCCGGAAAUCACACGGUUUUAAAUGGUCCAAAAACCUUUUGCAGUUUCCAAAAUUGAGGAUGAAAGAAAUCAAUGUCCGAGUGGGGAAAUUGUGAAAAAUUGUGAGUUUUUUAAAAAGAUUUUUGGAGAAUGGAAUUAAUAUUUCGAUUUUUCAGGUGUGAAACACUUCCUGUACCCUCAUCAUAUGAUUUUCCGGUUCAAAACCGCUGAAACUUCGCAAAGUCGCCGAAAUUGA